Messenger RNA from Durusdinium trenchii, 1083 nucleotides. The record is from the annotation of a GenBank genome assembly. Lineage: Eukaryota; Dinophyceae; Suessiales; Symbiodiniaceae.
AUGGUUGCGGCGGUUCGACCCGUCGUGGUGGCCUUUAUCUUUGCCCUCAUUUGCUCUGCUUUGAGAUUUGGUGACUACGAAAUCCUACAGGGAACCUACGUGGCACCGCAACAAGCGGAGAAAGAGGAAAGCUGCAAGAAGGACCUUGCGUGGAUUUGCCAGUGUGGUCAGAAGAAUGCCCCCAAAGCUCUCUAUUGUCUCUACUGCGGAGAGCACUAUACGGCAGUAGACUGGAAGCGAGAUCGAUCGAAGUCUCAAAAGCGGAAAGAGCAAGAUCCUUUUACGCCUCCGCCCAGGAAGGAAGCCAAGAGCAAGGGGAGAUCGCAGACCACGCCAGCAUUGCCACCCUCGCCGAGACUACCACCACCGCCUGCUCCUCCAGGUGGGGUAGAAAGCAAUGCCGCCACAGUGGAUAUUCAGCAACACCUGGCAGCUAUCAGAAGCUACUAUGGGACUGCAGCAACUUCGAGCUUGGCAAAGGAGAUUCAAACCCUGGAGCAGAGAGGAGAAUCGAGUCCUCGCCUGACACAUGGGCAUCUUUCCAAACUUGGGAAGGCCCAAAAGCAGGUGGAGCUCUGCAAACAGGAAGUGCAAAAAGUCGACAAAGACUGGCAGGCCUUUGCAUUAAAAGCGAAGAACAGCAUGCAAGAGCGAUGGGCAGUUUAUCAACGGGACAGAGAGAAGGCCAAAGCUGCACUUGUCGAGGCAGCAGAGAAUUUGAGUUUGCUGAGGACGCAGGUGAAGCAUGUAGCUUCUGCACUAAGGACAAAUAUCAGUGUGGAAGACGAGGGGGAUGCAAUUCCCACUCUCGAGGAGAUGCAGAAGAUGCUUGGCAAGAUCGAGGAAUCGGAGCUCAUAGACGACGACGAAAUGCAAGAAGAAAUGGAGGAAGAGAUGAUUGCAGACAAAACUGCAGAACCAGCAGUUGCUCUGAGGGCAUUUCGAAGAGCCAUUCCUCGACCGGGCAAAGCUACAAGUGCUGCAUCGCCUCCCAAGGGAGUCAGGCAGACUCAUUUGAAGCAGGCUGUGGAGAAGAAGGAAAAAGGGGAAAAGGCAGAUGUAGAUCCAGCAGAGGCCAAGUGA